GGUUUCUAACAAAUAAAGACAACUUAAUCUCUGUUUAAAGUUGUUAUCCGUACUGUUCCCGUACAAAUCAACUGGAAAUAAAUUCGCACGAGACUUUAAAAUUGUUGCAUCGCAUUUUGUUACGAAAUGGAGAAAAGCAAUGCUCCACAAAAAGACUUGGUAGACAAGGUGUUGACGAAUGAGUACAUUAAAUUAGAGGAGCUUCAGACACCGGGAGAUUUUAAUGUUGACGAGUUUUUGGUUUCAAAGCGGUAUCUUGGAUUGGAUGGCCUUGAAGAAACUCUCUAUCGAAAAUGUGAAGAGUUAAAUGACGAGUUACUUCAAUACAUAAGCAAUAACUACCAGAAAUUUGUCUCUAUGGGAACUAAGAUGCAUCAGGCUACAGAGAAAAUCCAGACCUUACUAUCCCAAGUUGAUAGACUUAAACAAGAACUCCAGAAUCUUAACUCUCUAUCGCUUGAAAAACAGAACAGCCUUCAACUUAGUUUAGAGGAGAAGAAAAAACUGAAUCAACAAUUGGCUGAAUGCACUGACUUGCAAACGCUUAAAGAUAACCUGGAACUCUUAGCUUCGAUCAAAUGUAAUAGAGGUCUCUGGUUCACGACACUACGGGAAGCCAACUUGCUUUGUGAGAAAUACGAGCACAUUCCUUGGGUGAGUAAUGUAAAGACCGAACUGAAGACUUUUCAAAAGACCGCAUCGCUAUGAUAAUAUAUUUAAUGCAUUAUUCCAAUACCUUUAUAUAAAACCCCAAAAGUAAAAUUUUUAAUAUUCCCAAUAUAACUACUUUGAAACUUAGUAAUAGUUUCCCCAGAUUAUUUAAUACUUCCUCUAAGCGAG
This is a messenger RNA of Schizosaccharomyces japonicus yFS275, 840 nucleotides long. RefSeq lists its product as hypothetical. The transcript is spliced from 3 exons. The coding region runs from base 127 to 708 and encodes 193 amino acids. Lineage: Eukaryota; Fungi; Ascomycota; Schizosaccharomycetes; Schizosaccharomycetales; Schizosaccharomycetaceae. The record is from RefSeq and is a predicted model, not a curated record. Gene Ontology annotation, cellular component: Golgi membrane.